Messenger RNA from Schistocerca piceifrons (Central American locust), 1405 nucleotides. Its product is annotated as tRNA-dihydrouridine(20a/20b) synthase [NAD(P)+]-like. The coding region runs from base 310 to 1377 and encodes 355 amino acids. The record is from RefSeq and is a predicted model, not a curated record. Gene Ontology annotation, biological process: tRNA processing. Gene Ontology annotation, molecular function: flavin adenine dinucleotide binding; tRNA dihydrouridine synthase activity. The transcript is spliced from 6 exons. NCBI's taxonomy places the organism in Eukaryota, Metazoa, Arthropoda, Insecta, Orthoptera, Acrididae.
AGCCACAAGAAUGCGCGACGAGCUGCAGACCCGAGCGCGUUCGAUUGAGGUUUGCUGUCCCUGUGUCUGAGUUAUUGAUUUUACGCCAAGUGGCUCAUUGCUGCGCAGGACGCUGAUGUACAAGCAGGGAGUGCCGUUUCGUGUAACGGCUCUCCAAAAUAUUUUAAAAUUUGAAUGUUGUAGGACACUGAAAUGCUGUAUAGCGCACUUAACGUAACGCCUGUGGUUAUUUUAAGUGAAACCUGUGUUACAUUUUGAGUGCGCGCGUGAGACUAAUUCCGUUUUGUUGAUACCGGCGAUGUUCAUAGGAUGCCUGUUGAUAUAUGUGAGUUGUUUGAGCGGAGAGAGUUGGUGAAGGUCUGCGCGCCGAUGGUGAGAUACAGCAAGUUGGCAUUCCGAACAUUGGUUAGACUUUACAACUGUGACGUGUGUUUCACGCCAAUGAUACUAGCAGAUUCAUUUAUUAAAUCAGAAGAAGCAAGAAACAGCGAAUUUACAACAUUUACAGGUGAUCAGCCAUUGAUAGUGCAAUUUGCAGCAAACAAUACAUAUGAUUUUGCCACUGCUGCUGAAAUGGUUGCCAGAUACAGCAAUGGUGUAGAUUUGAAUUGUGGCUGCCCCCAGCGCUGGGCAAUCAGUGAAUGUGUGGGUGCCUAUCUACUUGACAAACCACAGCUUGUGAAAGACAUGGUGCUGCAGGUGCGCAACAGGAUUCCGCACCCAUAUUCGGUGUCUGCAAAAAUACGCAUCAAACAUGAUAUUAGGUUGACAGUUGAACUCUGUAGAACUUUGGAAGCUGCUGGAUUGUCAUUUAUAACAGUUCAUGCUCGAACUGUGGAACAAAGAAACCAGCCAAUCAAUCAAGAAAGCUUGAAACUGAUUUCACAUUCCAUUAGAAUACCAGUAGUGGCAAAUGGUGAUGUCAGGACAUUGGCUGACGCUGAGGAACUGCGAGAAACUACAAGGUGCAAAGGUGUAAUGUCAGCCCGUGGAAUACUUACCAACCCAGCAAUGUUUGCUGGAUACCAUCAGACUCCAGUGGAAUGCGUCCAGGAAUGGAUAACACUAGCCAAGGCAAUGAAGGUUCCCUUCAAAUGUUUUCACCACCAUCUUGUGUUUAUGCUGGAAAAAGUACUUGCCAAACAAGAUCGUCUGAUUUUUAACUGUCUGAAAGAUGAAGAAUCUGUUCUAAAGUAUCUCAAAGAUUAUUUUGAUAUUUUCCCAAAAGAACAAUCACAGAAUUUCGAUCCAGCCAAUUUUACAGUCUGUGAUUAUUCAUGUGUGUUGGAUAGAAGUUUGUCUGAGACCAAAAGUAAACUCUCUGAAGAUACAAGUUCAGAAGCUAUUUUAGAACAUUGCUGUAUUUUUAAUGUGUAGCAGCUAAGAGUCAAAAGCUAAUAUAUUU